Messenger RNA from Acanthamoeba castellanii str. Neff, 3441 nucleotides. Its product is annotated as RhoGEF domain containing protein. The transcript is spliced from 24 exons. Gene Ontology annotation, molecular function: guanyl-nucleotide exchange factor activity; protein binding; phosphatidylinositol binding. NCBI's taxonomy places the organism in Eukaryota, Discosea, Longamoebia, Acanthamoebidae. Bases 1 to 3441 code for a protein of 1146 amino acids. The record is from RefSeq and is a predicted model, not a curated record.
AUGGAGGAGGAGGGCUGUGUCGUUACGAUUCCCACCUACUCCACCAAGCACGACGAGGGUGUAAAGGAUGGCUACACGGCAUACCACAUUGUGAUUAACUGGAAGGGAAGCGAGUGGCGCACUGCCGUCCGCUACUCCACUUUCCGCCAGCUCCAUGAUGCGGUCAAGCGACGCUUCCCCUCGAUACGCCUGCCCAAGCUUCCACCCAAGAAACUGAUGGGCAACGCCAGUGAGGAGUUCCUCGAGAAGCGGCGCGCCGAGCUGGAGACCUACCUCAGCGAGCUCCUCUCGGUGCCCAUCAUCCGGGCGAGCGAGGAGGUGAGCCGCACACUCGAGCUCUCCUCCACCAUCGACGUCGCCACUCUCAGCCCCCCCGCCACCGCACCUGCGCCCGCUCCGUCUUCUGAUGGCCGGGUCUCGGCCCCCGCUUCCUCGUCGAGCGCAGAGCCGUCGAGCGAACACAGCACGCACACCUCGUCUUAUGAUACCUCGUACAAGCGGGCGGUGGCACUCUACGACUUUGACGGAGACGCCUCGCAAAAUCAAAUGUCAUUCUACGUCGACGAAGUCCUCUACGUGCUGAGCCAGGAUGACCCCGAGCAGACGGGCUGGUGGUGGGGCGAAAAGGAGGACGGGACGCAGGGCUAUCUCCCCUGCGACUACAUUCGGUUCGAAGCAGAGCCUGAAGCGCCGCCACAGCCUGCGAGUGUGCCUCAACACGAAGACAACCAGGAAAAGCUGUCAUCUCCGAGUCUGCGAUCGCCACGUGGAGGCGGUAACAACGGACUCGUCCAGCCCAGCCCUCGGGCCAUGACACCACUCCCGUCGCCCUCCCAGGAGCGGCUGCACCCCGCCGCCGCUGUCGCCGCGUCGCACACGGCGAAGCCCGCCGGCGCGCCCAUCGGCGCCGUUGGCGGGCCAGCGCCGGUCAAUGUCCAGCGGCCUCGCCUCGAGGUGGGCAAUAAGAAGCCGCCGCCGCCGGUGCCCACGCGCGGCUCGUCCUUCCCCUCGCUCCCGGCAGUUCCGGGCGCAGGGGGCGGGCCUUCGCCAUCGACCUCUCCCGCAGCGGCCGCGCACAAGUUCGCCCAUUCUUUGGGCAACGCGCCACCCCACCAACCACACCAGUCCGCAUCGCCCGCAGCAGGCAACAAGGCUCCCACCGGUCCUCGCAGGAUGCCCGCUCCACCCCAGUACGGCGUAUCCCAGGAACAGCUCGCCAAUCGCAUACGCGAGGUUGGGGAUGGUCGACCGAGUCCGCCGCGCGCCCCGCUCGGCGGCCCGCGGCCCUACCAGCCAGGCCUCCCGCCCAGCGGCGCUGCCGGCGGGCACCCCAUGCCGGCCAUGCGACCCGCAAUUCCCCAGCGCCCGCGCGGCGAUGCGAGCGCCAUCAGCCCCGCCAACCGCUCGCAGGACGGCACCGACGCCGGCGCCGGAGAGGGCCACCACCAGCGACCAGCGUCACCGGCGGCGGCCACGCCGCAGGCGACGGCCGCGGAGAAGAGCCAUCGGCGGACGAUGAUCGCGACGGAGAUCCUCACGACCGAGCGGACCUACGUGGAGGGGCUGAAGUGGCUCAUCGACGAGUACAAGGCCGCCAUGCUCAAACUCACCACGGAGCCCAACACCGCCAUCACCGACGCCGUCAUCAAGAAGAUCUUCUCCAAUCUCGAGAUCAUCAAAAAUUUGAAUCAAAUGUUUGUCAACGAUUUGGAGAAGCGGAUGGAGGCCUGGGACACCGACAAGACCCUCGUCGGCGACCUCUUCAAGGGACUGGCUCCCUACCUCAAGAUGUACAAGGACUACAGCAACAAUUUUGAAACGGCCACGGAGACGUGCCAGCAGAUACGCGAGAACGGACUCGUCACCGUCGUUCUCGACACGGUCAAGCCCAAAUGUCAGAAUCUGACGAUAGAGGCGCUCCUGAUCACCCCCAUCCAGCGGCUGCCGCGCUACAACCUCCUCAUCCAGGACCUGCUUCGCAAUACGGCGGAAACGCAUCCGGACUACAACAACCUGGCGGACGCGCUGAAGUCGACCAAGGAGAUCGCCGACUACAUCAACGAGUCCAUCCGCCAGGCCGAGCAGUCGGCCAAGUUCCGCAACCUCGCCACGCAGGGCGAACAGUUCCGCCGCUUGCUGGAGGCGCACCGAACAUUGGUGGCCGAGGGGAAGGUGACGCUGGCCGAGCGCAAGUCCAAGAGCCAGUGGAUGCUGUGCCUCUUCAACGACAUCAUCGUGCCCGCCAAACUUCAACGAGGCGAAAUCAUCCCGCAGCUUACGGUGCCACUGCCACUGACGUGGCUACACACGGACGUGAAGGGCGUGAAGGAGCCAGCGUUCGAGAUCAUCACGCCCGAGCGCACGUUCGUGUUUGUGGUGGCCACGCCGCAAGAGCGGCUCAACUGGGCCGACAUGGAUAACACCAGGCGGCACGGCACAUAUUCGUAUUCGACGGGAGGCGAGUUCACCGGUCAAUGGCAGCUGGGCAAGCGGCAUGGUAGUGGACGUCUGGAGUACUUCAACGGUAACGUGUACGACGGGGCGUGGCAGGAGGACAUGCGACACGGCUACGGCACCCUGACCUACGCCACCGGCGAGGUCUACGAGGGCACCUGGGCCAACGACAAGAAGGACGGGCAGGGAACAAUGAAAUAUAUGAAUGGCGCGGGGUACACUGGCCAAUGGAAGGACGGCCUGCGUUCGGGCAACGGCACGAUCGCGUUCCCGAACGGGGACGUGUUCGAGGGCAAGUUCAUCGGAGACAAGGCGCACGGCAAGGGCAAGCUGCGCUACCACAACGGCAACACUUUCGAGGGCUUCUUCGAAGACGACCGAAAACACGGGCUGGGCACGUUCAAGUCGGCCGACGGCAGCCGGUCGUACCAGGGCAGCUGGGUCAACGGCCGCAAGGAGGGGAGCGGUCUGAUGGCCUACGGCGACGGGUCCACCUACCAGGGCAACUGGCACGACGACAAGCGGCACGGGCAGGGCAAGAUGACGGAGAAGGACGGGUCGGAGUACGUGGGCGACUGGGUGAAGGACGUGCGGGAGGGCAAGGGCACCCACGCCACCAGCUACGGCCACACCUACGAGGGCCAAUGGAAAGAAGACAAGCGCAAUGGGCAUGGCACGCUGGUGACGAAGGAGGGCCACCGGUACGAGGGAGAGUGGGUCAAUGGGCGACGGCAGGGCAAGGGUACCAUGGUCUAUGGCUCCGGCGACAAAUACGAGGGCGUCUGGCACCAAGACCGCCCGCACGGCAACGGAUUAUGGACGUCGGCCGACGGAAGCAAGUAUGAGGGCAAGUGGACGAAUGGCGCACGCGACGGCAAGUGCUCAGACGCGGCUUUUGUGGGCACGUGCAAGGAGAACACGGUCAUCGGGCACGGCGACAAGGUGUACGAGCUGGCUCCCUCCAUGCCCGACCUCAAUAUGCUAUAA